Bactrocera tryoni is the source of this 906-nucleotide messenger RNA. Its product is annotated as radial spoke head protein 4 homolog A-like. Bases 1 to 906 code for a protein of 301 amino acids. Gene Ontology annotation, cellular component: axoneme; radial spoke. The transcript has 2 exons. Lineage: Eukaryota; Metazoa; Arthropoda; Insecta; Diptera; Tephritidae. The record is from RefSeq and is a predicted model, not a curated record. Gene Ontology annotation, biological process: axoneme assembly; cilium movement involved in cell motility; cilium assembly.
AUGGAUCGUUUGCAGACACAUCCUUCUAUAAUGCAAUGUCGCUUUUGGGGUAUGAUAAAUGGUCUCAAAGCGUCGUAUUACAUUGUAGAAGCUUCAUUAUCCCAUGAAGAAGUGCUAUCGCGCGUCGAUCAAAUGACGGAAGAAUUACAAGAAAAACAUAAGGAUCUGCUGUCGCGAUUAGUGUCGGGCACAAAACCGCUGCCUACAUUUGUUGGACCCGAAUUAACGCCCGGAAAAUUAGGUUGGGAUGAUCAUCCAAUUGAAGAAAUUGAGAAAAUGGUGCCGGCGGCUGCACCCAUACCACUGGCUGAGUCUAAAGAAGUUUUCAAUAUACCGCCAGAAACUGUCGGUACCGGUGCAAAUCGAUUUUCAUAUUUUGUAGUGAACUCAGUCUCGGAUGAUUGGAUGGAACUGCCAAUGGUAACACCGUCUCAAAUUAAAGUAUCACGGGAGAUAAAGAAAUUCCUCACGGGCGAUCUUGAAGCUGAAAUUCAAUCGUAUCCCUGCUUUCCAGGGAAAGAGAAACAUUAUCUACGCGCGCUCAUAGCUCGAAUAACAGCUGGUACCUACAUUGCACCCCACGGCUACUAUAGAACAAUGACCAAGAAAGAGAGACGUCUUUUCGAAGGUAUCGAAGAUGAUGAAGAGGAGGAGGAAGAGGAGCCAUCUCUUCUAGGCGAAGGCGAGGAGGAUAUUAUUGAUAAUGACAUAAUGCUAUUAAAGAACGAAAAAUAUGUACCAGAAUCCUUAGAGUCACUCACAAACCUUCACAAGUGGUUACAUGUAAGGCCAAAUCUAUUGCGUCAGGGGCGUGUGCUCUGGUAUGAUGAACUGAAAGCACAUAAAACUCGUGAAAAAGAAUUAGAACGUCUGCGGAAACUAUUGCGUAUGGAAGAAAUGGGCUGA